AUGGAGGAAGAGAACCACACCAGCCAGCCCACCGACUCGGUGGAGAAGGCGGCCGAUCAACCCGAGGCCCAAAACAUUCCAGUCGGGGGAGAUGCACAUGCUACGGCUGCACCCGAGACCGCGGAAGCCCCUAACGUUCCAGCCGUUGACCUGGAGGAUCCUACCACUACCACUGCCAACGACACGGCAGACUCAGACGGCACGAAAGAGGCACUCGACAAUGACGAGGCGCAGCCAAGUGCUGAGGACCCACUUGAGGAGGACUCACACAUAAGCCUGCGUGGAGAGCCAGAGUUCGACUCACAUGAAGAGCCAUCAAUCCAAGAAGAACCCACACAAGAAGAUCACUCGGAGGCGGAUGUUCACGAAGACACAGAGAACGGACAAGAUGGAUCGUCAUCAUCUGCCAUUGCCGACGCACAACACGAUCAUCCCGAAGAGCCCACCCUCGCCUCUGACCCAAACGAAAGCCACGACGCAUCUGAGCUCGAAGGCACAGGCGACGAUAACGAGACACGAGAUGGAACAGAAAUCUCGUCAAGGAGAAGUUCGGGAGCAUCCGAUCUGCAGAGGCGCCACUCCGAGGACGAGACUGCACAAGAAGAGCAAGAUAGUGCCGACGAGUCCGUCAUGAGCUCCGCAAAUGAUACCGAAGACCGGGACACGACCAUCCACGGGGAUUUGGAUCAGAAUGGUCCAAGUCGACCCGAGUCUUCUGCUUCCCGGUCCGUUCAUUCUUCAGAAGGCGAUGCCGCUGAGAACAGCUCGCAUAACAGCACAGAGGACGACGUGUUUAGUGAUCGCAGCCCUCGCACGUCCAUCCAUUCCUCAGAUGAGCACUACGAUGGCGAUUCGGUCGAGGCCAUGACUGAGAAGGGCGACCAGUCCCCUUACGUGCGAUCCCGUGUCGCCUCUGGCGUGUCCACUUCCGAUGCCUCGGUCAUAUCUGAGCAGUCUCGGCUUUCACGUUACGACAAGGAGGACUUUUUUCCAACCUCACGUACCAAUAGACCUGCAUUCCGAAGUCCGUCUUCAGUUCGGGCCAUGCAGAUGUCAUCCCCCACACCAUCCAUUUACUCAUCACCUACUCGUUCUGCCAAGAGGCAGCAUGGCUUGCCCACAAUCUCAAGGCUCGGGAGUCCAUCGGUGUCGGCUCAAUACCCGCCUAAAGGGCGAUCAACGCCGACACGAUUCAAGCGACCAGAGCCAGCGCCGCUGGUCCUGCUUCACGUCACACUGCUCCCACUUCGCUGGGCUUAUGGAGAAGUGGUGAAUUAUUUCGAAAGCAAGAAAAUACCACCGGUCUCAUUCUCCAGCGAGGGGGUCAAGAACCUGCGUGGAGCCUGGCGUCAGCUGCAGGAUCGCCUUGGUGACACUGAGAUGGAACGAGGCAUCCUCCUCCCCCACCCUCAGAAUGACUACGAAAUUCUCGAGGAGCGUCUCUUAGAGGCCCUUGAGCUGCCUUUGCGACGCCGAGCCCGCAUCCUGGAAUGUGGUCAUUAUCUGGGACCUUCGAAUGAGAUGACGCCCAGUUCCGACCUUGAGGACGAUUCGGAGGACACUAGCGAUACUGAAGAUUCUGAAGCCAGUGGCAAAAAGGAGAAGAGACAUUGGUGCAAGACCUGCCGUGGAGACAUCAAAUACGAAGAGCUUGGGUCGGAAAGGGUCUUCCGCAUCAAGGUUUACGCUAGCAACGGGCUUAUGAGUCCUGGUGCUUGGGAAGCCUGCUGGAAGGAGAUGGAGCGAGUUGACAUUGAAGUGGAGCCCAUCACUGGCUCACCCCUCCAACAGGAGCUGUCCAAGCUUGGUGCCCUGUUCGACCAGGAGCACCAGCAACGCCUCGAUCAGCAGGCCGAAGAGCAAGAGCGUCUGCAGUUUGAAGAAGAGCAGCGCCUUCAGAUGGAGGAAGAGCGACGUCAACAAUUGGAUGAAGAGCGCCAGCAGCUGGAAGCUCAACGCCAGCAAUUCGAGGAGGAGCGACGCCGUUCUCUGGAAGAAUCACAGAAGAAGCUCGAAGAAGAACGCCGACAAGCCGAGAAAGAGCAACGUGAGCGGAUCGAGCAAGAGCGUCGGCAAGAGUUUGAGGAGGAGCGCCAGCUAUUGGAUGCUCAACGACGGGAAUUCGAGGAGCAACGCCAAGAGCUUGAUAGCCAACGAAAGAUGAUCGAACAAGAGCAACGGCAGCAUCUUGAGGAGGCUCGACGCCAAGAACUUGAGGAAGAGCAUCGGCUGCUUGAUGAACAGCGCCAGCAACUCGAGGAAGCACGCCAACAAUUCGAAGUGGAACGACGCCAGCGUCUUGAAGAGGAAGAGCUCAGACGGCUGCAAAGGGAAGAAGAGGAGCAGAAGCAGCUCUCUUCAGCACGCUCUAUCUCUCGCUCGUCAUUCGUGGAGGAUGACCUAGCUUCACCGGCUCUCGAGACAGCUAGCUCCACUGAUGUCGACGGUCGUCGGCGUGAUUCUGAGCGACUCCGAGAGAUCUAUGGCAGUCAUGGUCGAACAUCGUCUGAGAUCGCAGCCACCAACUCAUCACCAGCGAUUCACAUUCAUGUAGGCUCAGGCCGCCAACGGGAAGAGGAGCAGAAUUCUCGGCAACUCGCCACCAUUCCCGCACCCCGCGACACUGAUGUGCAGUCGAGUCAAGUGCACAGUGAUACUCGACAGUCAGAGGCCUUUGUUCCCCCACCACCACCGGCAUCGCCGUCCGAGCAAGCCUAUCACAGACGUGAGGGCCGCCGCAGGUCACUGGACUCUGCUUCUCUUGCAGAGCUAGUGGGCGAGUCGAUUAGAAUUCUUCUGCAAGACCCCAAGAAUGUUGCAAUUGCUGUCCUAGUCGUCCUGAUUGCUAUGCUUGCUGGUCAAUUCGCGAAGCGCGAUGAGCACGGCGUCGAGCUUUACAAGCCACAGCAGCCUCACCAAUAUCAGCACCACCAGCUUGACACCCGAGAACCUGUGGGUCAGGUUAUCAUGAAUACGCCUGCCGUGCAGCGCAUCGAGACUGUGCCGCCACAGCCAGUUGCAGAGACAGUUUACAAGACUGUGACUGAAUCUCCGAGAUCUUCAGAGUCCCCGCUGGUGGAGACAAUCUACAAGACCAUCGUUGAGUCCUCGUCUCCGGUGUCCUCAUCCUCCCAGCACACAGAAACUAUCUACCAGACGAUAGUUGAGCCUCCAGUUCAGGAGAAGCCAACGCCAAUUGUCGAGACUGUCUAUACCACGGUGACACAAUCUUUGGCCCAGCCCCAUUCCCAAUCAACAAACCAAGCACUCGAGAACGCCCGUGAGUUCACACCCAGAAGCGCCGACCCCAGUACUGUUUUGAACCCCUUGUCCAUCGUUUCGGGCGGCGAAUCUGGCAUUUAUGCCUCUUCGCCAUCCCCCGCGUCUGAAUUUGGAUUUGUUGCUGCUUCCCCUUCUUCGACUGCCGAACGCGACAUCGAGCCGGAAUUUUACUCUAACGAGGAUACACUCAAGGCCAACAACAGUGAGGAGGCUGUGAUAGAAACCGAGGUCGACCAUAUCAUCACGACGAUGUUCCAUCCGACUUGUAGCGUGAGUGACAAGAUCAUUGUCUCGGAGUCUCAGCUACUAGACAACCUCCAUCCCGAAAUUCCCAUGCAACACCCUGCACCUCCCGAGUCUCAGUCAAACUCAAUGUCCAAUAAAGAAAGUCCUGGGGAAGUGGACCGCGAGCCACUAGCACACACACCUAUUGAGCCAGGCACGGUGAUAAAGGAACAGUCGCCUCAUUCGUCAUCUGCUCCCUCAUCAAGCAUCACAGAUGCUGCGAUCGAUGAGAAAACGGUAGUUAAGAUCGCCGAGACAAUCACGGAGACCGUGGUUGUCACGGCCACACGGACAAACUUUCAGCCAGAAUUGGGCGCCACAGGAGACUCCAGAGCGUCCGAGUCCGACGAGGCAGCGUAG
Molecule: messenger RNA, 3927 nt
Organism: Diaporthe citri
Lineage: Eukaryota; Fungi; Ascomycota; Sordariomycetes; Diaporthales; Diaporthaceae
Exons: 2
Coding region: 1-3927 (1308 amino acids)
Source: RefSeq, a predicted model, not a curated record